Schistosoma rodhaini is the source of this 6916-nucleotide messenger RNA. NCBI's taxonomy places the organism in Eukaryota, Metazoa, Platyhelminthes, Trematoda, Strigeidida, Schistosomatidae. The record is from the annotation of a GenBank genome assembly.
GACCUCGGAAGUUUUUAAAAGUAUAUUUACCUACGCAACACAGUGUUGUGGUAUUUGUGAUGGGUUUGGAAUGUUACACAGUGUUGGAAUGUAUAGGAGAAGGCUCUUUCGGACGUGUUUUUCGAGGACGAAGAAAGGAAACUGGCCAGAUUGUAGCCAUGAAGUUUAUACCGAAAGUUGGGAAGAGCGAAAAUGCUCUUAAAAAUCUUAAGCUUGAAAUUGAAAUCAUGCGAUCAAUGCAUCACACCAACAUAAUAGAAAUGCAAGACUCAUUUGAGACAGAAAGAGAGGUAGUUGCGAUUACUGAUUAUGCUGAAGGAGAUCUUUUCCAAAUAAUCGAAGAUGAUGGCCGACUUUCCGAAGAAACGGUUAGGUCCGUGGCUUGUCAGUUGGUAUCUGCACUAUACUACCUCCAUGCCAACCGUAUUUUGCACAGAGAUAUGAAACCACAAAAUAUUUUGCUGGGUCAAGAUGGCGUCGUCAAGCUUUGUGAUUUCGGGUUCGCGCGGGUCAUGGGCUGGAAUACUUUAGUUCUGACAUCUAUAAAGGGAACUCCUCUAUAUAUGGCGCCAGAGAUUAUUGAAGAAAAACCUUACGAUCAUACAGCUGACCUAUGGGCACUGGGUUGCAUAUUAUACGAACUGUUCGUCGGUACUCCUCCGUUUUACACGAACAGUAUCUUUCAACUCGUCAAGAUGAUUACAAAAACUUCUAUCCAGUGGCCUCCAGAUAUGUCCUCUGUUUUUAAGGACUUUUUGGCCAGGUUAUUGCAAAAAGAUGUACGACAACGUUUGCAGUGGCCAGACCUUUUGGAUCAUCCAUUUGUCUGCGAUAAGAUUGAAAUUUCUCCGGGUGUUCGUCUUCUUUCUAGUCCAUUGACUCAGCCACUAACUCCGAGUCAGCUAGCAGAAAAAGAAAGACAAAGAUUACUGAUGCUGAGACCAAAUGGUUCAAGAGUACUGAGACGAGCCGGCGGUGACCAGUUUGGCAAACUUAAGCAGGUAAAAGAGGAAGAUAAGACUGACGACUCUCUAGACCGACGCCGUGGAAAGUCUGUUGUCAGAGAAGUACCAGAAUCAGAUCAAAAGGGGGACGUAGUUGAUAAAAGACAUUCAAAACAAAUUUCAGAUAGGCCCCCGUUUUUGAAAUGUGGCGAUGGAGAAAAAGUGAAAAAACCGAGAACACAUACAAAGGCUAUUGAGGAGCAAGAGGAACUAGUUAAAAGACCUAAUUCAGCGGACACUAACCUGGGCGGGAACGCAUUGUCUAACCAAAAUUGUCCUACCAGACGACCUCAAAGUUGUGAUGCCUUAGGAUCCAAAAAGAAAACCUCAGAAUGGUCUCAAAUUGAAGAUAUUCCUGUUGAGCCUCCAACUCCAAGAGAAAAUCGAAUAUCUGCCGAUUACGACCGCGAAAAUGCAGUUCGAGAGUAUCUGCAACUAAGUCAUCAGGCACAUUGUAACACAAAUAUCAAACAACAUUCUGCAGAAAAAGACGAUGCCUUGGUUGAUGAUAUACCAAAAGAUCAAUUAGUAGAAAAAAAUGAUAUAGAACAUUUUCAUUCAACGGUUAGAAAACAAAAUUCGCUUGAUACAUUUGAUUCAGUGUCAAAAUCAAAUCAUUCAGUAAAGUAUACUGGUUGGUGGUUGAGAGCUAGUGCAGAAGCCUGGGAACGUUUAGCUGAUGCUACUGAUAUUGAGUUUCCUCAUCCACCUGGUUGUGAAACAGAAAACUCUCGACAUUCUAUAGAAAUCAGACAACCGAAACGAAGAACAGCUUUAAGUUUACUCUGUGACAGUGAAUUUGGCCAGCGGUUAUCAUUGAGAUUGACAUCAGCCUCAGUUAUUGAUGAAAGGGCUGCAUGGGAGUCUAUCCACUCAUGGGCAUCAGCUUUAGCUGAAGAUCCUUCUCCAAAAGAUCAUACUCGUCCAGUUUCUGCUGGAACGGUUGUAUCGAAAGAGUCAUCAGAUGAUGUAGAGUCAGGACUCGAAGCAGCUGCUUAUUUAAGGACUUUACUUCGCCUAGUGACAAAUCUAAUCACUGUCAAAUGUGAUGUUUCGAUUAUUGUACAGUUUUGUGAAGUGACCGAGUUACCAGUGCAAUUGAUUAAAUUAAUGCAAUCAUUUCUGAAUUUUACAAAAUUACAUGAGAAAAUGUGGUAUGAACAAAUUCUCCUAGAUAUAAUUAUUGCAAUAAACGCCUAUUUUGUGAGUGAAAUUGGUCAAAGACAGAAUAUUCCACAUUCGGUCUUACAAAGUUACACAGAACAUGCUCUUUGUUUUAUUGAGCUUGUACCGAGGUUAGUGAAUCAGGAUUGUGACAAAGAAUUACACUUACGUGAUCAAACUCUACUAUGUAUUCGUUAUUUAAUUGAACGUAUGGUUGAGAGGCCAUCUGCAGUUGUUGAGGAAUUUUUCAAUGAAUUAAAGAAACAUCAUCUUCAAACUAUAAAGACACUAGUAUUGAUGCCAUCCAUCAGUCGGUAUAGUUUAGUUGAUGCUGAUAUUAAUCGCUUAGACGAUAUUCGUGAACACGCUAUGGCAGCAUUGACUGCUUUCACAUGUCCUUUGUCCACGGUAUGUAUAUCGAACAAACAUUUCAAAGAUAAUAGUAACAAUUCUGUUGGAGGGACAAAACCAGGGAACUACUCCAUUCGAACACAUGAUAUUGCUAUGUACAUCGCAAACCAACUUUGUCAACCGGAAUUGGAAACGCAUUUACGUGUGUAUAUUUCCUAUCUAUGGGUUAGUCGUUUGUGUAUACACACAGCAAAAGUUUUUUAUGAUUGUGUACAGGCUGAUACUUUAUUUGCUCACUAUUGUAUGAAAAAGUUUCCGGUAUAUUUGGAAGCCUUGCUAGACUUGUUACGAGGAAGUGUUUCAGUGUCAAAAUCUGAUCGUGUAACUUUAGUUGAAUUGGUGAUGCAUUCAUUAACUGCAUUUAUUAUUCAAUUGGGUCAUGUACCAGAAAUAAUAUUACAGAACAAAGCACAAUUUUGUAAAAUGCUUGUUGAAUCACAUGUUCCAAGUCAUGCAGCUGCUUCAGCUCUACUUUUAUCUCAAAUCUAUGAGCUACAAGAGUAUACUAUUCCAGCUAAACCAAAUGAUAUAGUUCAAGCAAUGUCAUUAAUUCUGGUUUCUCCAAUAGCUCAAAGUCAAACUGCACGUAGUCGAUUACUAGCUGCUUUAAACGAAUCUACAAGAGGUGCAAUCAAUUUAAAAGAAAAUAUAAAUGAUUCACAUAGUGAAAUAGAUUUAUCAAUGACUUUCGGUUUACCACAAAUUUUAUGGCCAGGUAAUCAUGGUUGGCUUGAUGGUUUAUUUAAUUUAGCUCAAAUUAUCUGUACACAGGCAGGAAACACAAUUUGGCAGUCAUUUCUGGAAUUUCGUAUAUCUGAAAGAAUUUGGCAGUGUUUAGAACAAAUAUUUGAUCUUCAUAAAUCAAGUAGUUCAUCGUCAGAUUCUGAUCAUGGUAUUGAUUUGGUCAUGUUAUCACCCAAAGGAAUUUUAUCAGCUUUGAAUUUGGCUGCUACAAUUUUCAGCAAGAAGCCAAAAUUAUGCAUUGAAACGUUAUUAUGUAAUCAAAGUCAGAUGUUAUCCGUACUGAAACAUUUUUUUACAACAAAAUGCAUUGAAGAACUACGUCAAAGUUCAUGGGCGGCACUACAUCCAACAGAUCUAGUAUUGGAUAUACUUAGUUCUUGUGCGCACUUAUUAUAUUUUCCGUAUAAAAAUGCUGACGAAGAGUAUCAAAUUGCAUUGACGAAGGUUUAUAUAGAAAAUCAUUUAUUAACCCAUUUUAUCCAUUCAUUAUGUAAUAUCUAUAAUUUAACAAAUUCACAUACAUCAUAUAAGAAAAACUCAAAUAAUACCUAUUUAAACAAUUCUAUUAUCGAUAAUAAAUGUAAAAAUAUAAUCACAUUAAAAUCAUUAGAUAAUGAUCCUGUAUUACUUGCACAUACUCAAUCUAUCCUACUGAUUGCAUUUAAACUGUGCUGUAAUCCAAUAAAUUUACAUGGUACAGAAAAUUCUGAUGAUAUAUCGAAUUUAUAUGGUCUAUAUGAAACAUUUAGUGAAGAACAAGGAUUAAUUUAUCAAAAAACUUUGGGUAAACAAUUGAUUAAUUUACUAUUUGGAUCAGAUUUGGAUGAUUAUGAACCGGAAGUAAAAGCGACACAUGAAUUGAUUCAAUGGUGUUUCAAAUCGCCUAUUAAAGAAAUUAAAUGGAAUGCUUGUGCUUUAUUAUCACAAUUUCUAGCAUUUCGUAUAUUAGAAUUGUCUGAUAGAAAAAGUGAUAAUCAUUCAUUUAAACUGGAUCAAAUGAAAAUCGUAGAAGAUGAACGUACAGCUGGAAAUUUAGUUUGGUCACUAUUAACACCUGUUGAUCAACCUGGUGUACAAACUCCUCAGAACUUAAUCAACUUUGUUGAAGAUUCUCAUGUUAUAUUAAUUGUACACGGUUUAAGUUUACUUAAUAAUUUAAUGUUAUGUAUGUACAGUGAAUCUAAUAUGUGUGAAAUUCUACCACAUUUUACAAAUGAACUACAAUGUCAUCAAAUUUGUCGUCCACAAUUUACUUCAACUAAUAGUCCAAUAUUAAAACGUAAAUAUUUAUCAACAACAUCGUCAUCAUUCUCAUCAUCAGUAUUAUCAUCAAGAACACGAUCGAUUUUAGAUGUGAAAUAUUUAACAUGGUAUUUUGAUAAACCAUUAAAUAUCUGUAUUAAACAUUUACAACAUAAUUGUUCAGUGAUUCGUCAAUAUGCAUUAUUAAUCAUUGGUAAUGUAUUAUUUUUAUCUAAUGAAUUAUGUAUGAAUAUUGUGUCUGCUUUACCAAGAAUUGUUUCACUAUUAACUGAAGAUAGUUCAUCUCGUGUUCGAACAAAUGCUGCUACUUGUCUUGGGAAUAUAUGUUAUCACAUAGACCAACUGUAUGAUUCAGUAUGUAAACAUAAAGUUCUCCACGCGCUUCUAGAGACUGGAUGUUUAGAUGGUGAUCGAAGAGUACAAGAAGCUGCAUUAGCUGCAUUACGAGCUCUUUGUAUUUCACACCAUCGUAUACGUAAAGAUUUAUCCAUUAUGAAUACAGUGAAAAAAUUGAAUGACAUGCAAAUCAGUUUAAAACGUAUCAGUACAAAUCGUUCAGGGCGUAAAUCAAGCGCUAGAAGUCAUUGCUUCGGAUUCUCAAUAAUAGACAUUGUGCUAUGACAUUGUGUCAUAUGUUUCUUCUUCGAUUGUGGAAGUGGUUGCCUUGUGGACUCUAUCAUCUGUUUCUAAUAUGCUGUGAGCUUCGCUAUUGAUUUUUGUGACUAUAAAAGUAUCGCUCAUAUCAAGACAAAACGCAACAAAAUGAAGUUCCCCCCAGAUUACUGAACUGAAAGUGUUCCAUUUUGAACGACAUACUAUCCAGCAUGCUGAGUCUUUAUAUAAUUCCAGUGGUUUUAUAACAAAUCGUAUUUCAUGUGGAGAUUCUAUUAUUUUCUAAAUUGACCAGAAUAAAAUGCUCGUUUUCACUCUCGUAAUCACGUGUGACAUAUUAUCGUGAAUAUGGAAAAGUAUUAUGGAGAAACAAAGGAUAAAACACCAUAAUUCUUAUUAGUUUUAUUCGUCAAAAAUAUUUAAUUGAAUAUUUUCAGUCAUAUAAUAUGAAAAUAGAAAUAGAUAUAUCACUGAAAACACGAACUCCUCAGCAGGGUAGUUCAUACUGAAAUGUUGUUCAGUGCUUCCAGGUUUUUAAUGAUGGUCUAACACUGAUCGAUUCAUGAUCAUAAUCAAAAACUCAACAAUCUCUACAACCCUAUACAGAAAACAUGAACAUUUGAAGGACACAAAAUUUGCAGGUAACUCGACCAAUGUUAUUUUCCUCACUAUAUAAUGUAAAAUAGUUCUGUGAUGACUUUCGCCAAUUCUGAAAUCUAUUUCCACGAAUAAUACUCGUUUGAAAUAAAAUUGAAAAAUUUUUGUUAUUGCAUAUUUUUCUAGUUGGUAAAAAUGUUUAGUUUACUUCUUUGUCUUGUAAUUACUUUAAUUCUGUCAGAUCGUUUGGCUUAUCAUGAUGUUUAUAUAAAAUUAGAUACUUUCUGUAACUUUGUUGAAUCUCAUUAUUCUUUUGUUGAAGAAUUAAUUAAAUGAGUUACUUUAUUUGAAUUCUAAAAAAUCACAGAUCAAAGAUUAUUUGAACCUAAGACCUCAAGUUUGAUCAAAAAUCUUAAUGGUGAUAUUUUGAUUAAAUUUGAACUAUCAAUGAUUUUAUGUAUUUUUAUUGGCUUUAUCAAAUAGUAAUCUAAAACAAUUGAGAUUUUAAUCUCUAUAUUUUCUUUCUUAUUUCCGUUGGGACCUUAUUAUCUAUUUAUUACUAUUGUAAGUGAAUUGUAGAUUUAAUGUUGUGAUUACUUGUGAACUACGUUUUGAUGAAAAAAAUGAUGAAUUGUAGGCAAGAUAUAACGACCCAACUUAGCUGAAUUAUUGACUAAUCACUCGGUUAACUAUUAACGUCAAUUUUAAUAGUUGAGUUCAUGAAUCACUUGAAGCUAGACCAACAUGGAAAACCUGGAAGCACUGUACGGCCAUUUUGUUCUAUUGUGGGACUCCUCGGCAGUGCGCAUCCACGAUCCCACGUUUCCUAUGGUGGUCUAGCUUAAAGUGAUUCAUGAUCUCAACUAUUAAAACUACUAUAAUAUCCACAAACCUUUUCUGAUAUUAAAGUCAAGCUCUAAAAUGUAUUGAAAGAUCACAUAAUCAAUUGACCAUCAAAAAUGAUUUAUUCAUAUACUAAUAAAUAAAUAUAGAAAUAAGUGUUAAAAAUGUGUUAUUUAAAUCAUUGAUGUUUACAUCAUCUACUUUUCUUCUGUAUUCAUACAAUCUUUACAUAAAAUGUUGAUUAUAAUGUCGUAACAGAUAUUCUUCAUAUAAGCUAA